AGGGUGGUCUGGAAUAUUCCCUGGGCCCAGCCCUGGUUGUUAAGCUGCAUGACUCAGAUAAACGGUGAACCCGUGAGGUCCUCAUAAUUGUGGCCACUAGGAAACCUUGUAGAUGGGUUGUUGGCCGCCAAAGGUUGACCCGAGUAGAACGUGAAUUUAUCCAGGACGUGCCGCAUCGGCGCCUUGGAACAAGGGUGCAGGCCCCUAAGGUUUUCAGAUCGACAAGGAUUUCAGAAUCUCACAAUCCAGGACGAAUCUUACUAAAAUCAUCUUGCAGGUACACCAGCCCACAACCGAUAUUCCGGGGCUUCUCAUUCGCAUGCGCCCUUCUGGCGGGUGAUUCGCCUUCGUCACGUUGGCGCCCUGUUUUGCGUUAGACUGGAAAUCCCGGCCCACCUUCAAAAGGCCCGGCUGCCGCUUCUCCACUUUACACUCUACACACUUCCUCCUCCCCUCGCGCUUUGCUCCCUCGAUGCUUCAUGCCGUCUCUCAACCGAUCGAUCCCUAUCUUGUAUACUGUCCAUGUCCGACACCUGCAUUGUCUGUUUAGGAGACCUUGGCGAAAGCGCCAGUGAUCCCCUCGCCGUCGAGCCCGUGCCAAGACUCCAUCUCCACGAUGCUGCCGACCCGACGGCUAGGGCGCCAACGCUCGAUCACGAGGAAAGCUCUGGUGAAAUCGCCCAGUUGCUCCCUUGUGGUCAUAUCCUGCAUAAUGUCUGUCUGAAGCCUUGGGUCGAACGGGCAAAUAGUUGUCCGAUAUGUCGCCGCAGUUUCAACAUGGUCGAGCUGAGUGACCGCCCGGGAGGUCCUGUCACCUCGUCGUAUGCAGUCCAAGACCGAGUCCAGGUCGCCGAGAUAGAUCCAUCGAUGGUCAUCGACUACUUGGAGGAUGACUUGGCUGACUACCAACCCUGCACAAUAUGUGGCGAGAGUGACAACGAAGAUGUUCUCCUUCUCUGUGAUGGUUGCGAUGCCCCUUCCCAUGUAUACUGUGUGGGACUGGAGGAUGUCCCCUCCGGGGCAUGGUAUUGCGAGCGUUGUGAGACCCAGCGUGCUAUAGAACCUACUACGGAGGUACCAGCUCGGCCCUCUCGUACAAAUGAACGGCGGAGCCGCCGUACCCGUGGUCAACAACGCCAGGCACAGAGUAGGAACCAGAUCAAUUCCCUGCACUGGGCCCGCGUAUGGCAAUCCGUAUGGGAUCACUUGAAUAUCGACCUGGACUUCCCAUUCGACGAUGACCGAUCGGCUCAACGGGUUAUGCAGCAACGCCGUCGGGAGGAGGCCAACCAGCGCGAAUUCCGUGCCUGGCAGCGACGGUUUGAGGUCGCUGAGCGGCAGGGCGGUGGUAGUCGCUUCCGGGACACUGCAUCUCUAUUUGAUAUUGAGCCCGCUCGGCCAUCCCGACCUCGAGUGCCACGAAACCCGACACCUGAACCCGAGUCCCUUGAGGAGAUGCGGGCCUGGAACGCAUUUGAAAGGGCACGUGAGAUCGAGAACAAUCCAAGCGCCGCUCGUAAACGCAAGGAACCGACACUAUCACCCUCGCCGGAACCCACGGAGCCACAGCGUAAGCUGAAGCGCCCGCGCACAAGACGGCCUCAGGAACUCGCCGCCAUGGCUCAACAGAAUGGGGAGUCAUCUAGAGCAGCUGGUGGCGGUGCCACCGGUAGCGGCAACGCCAAUUCCAACGCCGUAACAAGCGUCAGCACUAACGUCAACACGACUACGAACACAAACACUUUGGGGGAACCCAGCUUCCUGUCAUCUCUCUUGAAGGAAGUGGAAGAUGCAUCCACUACCGAUCGCACCACGCCUCUCAUGCUGUCAGCCCCCACCUCUAUUGCUCCCACCGACCAUCUUUCCUCGGGACCUUCUCCUUCUAUCUCCCCUUCAUCAUCCAACCAAUCCUCUCCUCGCCUAUCCUCUACGACUCCCCCUCCAUUGUCUCGCAGUCGACCUAUGUCCCCGCUUCAACUUUCCUCUCCCGUUGAACCCUCUUCACCUCCAUUUUCUCCUGAAGUGUCCUUCUCUGGCAGCCCGAUUUCUCCAAGCGCGAACAGGGGGGAGCAAUCACCGCAGCGCGAGACCAAUCGCCCACGCUCCCGCAUUCCACGGCGAGCUAUCGAAUCUAGACAUUCUCGGUCUGCUGAUACGUCACCCACUCGCGCCGGCCCUUCUCUGGCAGUCAAGUCCGAUAUUCGAGGCAUGGUCAGCAUGGCCCUGAAGCCACACUACCGCUCAAAGACUAUUUCCAGGGAGCAAUAUACCGAGACUAAUCGCACCAUCUCACGCAUGCUCUACGAUCGUGUUGGGACUGCCGAGACGCUCAGCCCAGAAGCCCGCACAGACCUGGAGAAUACCGCAAACUUUGAGGUCCAAAAGACCGUGGCCGCGAUACACAAGAUCAACAAAGAACACCGACAGAAACUGAAGCAGAAACAUCCUAUGACGUCUGCAGACUCAGAUGGUGAUGUACAAUGACUUACUCCUAUGAUAUAACAUCUCUUUACUUCCAUGGCAUUUUGUGGCGUUUCGUUGCACUGGUGGAUCUGUCGGUGAGGCUCUUCUGUUGUCUCCACGAGGGACUUGGUUAUAAUAAUUCUCUACCCGGCGUUUGACGGCAUUUGUUUGCAUCUCAUCAGAGGCGGAGGCGACAUUGUCCUUGUUCUUUAGCGAGAUAUAACCCGAGGUCACUGGGGACGUGUUUUUUGGUUCUCAUACCCAUGAUAUAAUGACAGCGACUUUGAUUCAAGAUUCAAAU
Messenger RNA from Penicillium brasilianum, 2764 nucleotides. The record is from the annotation of a GenBank genome assembly. Lineage: Eukaryota; Fungi; Ascomycota; Eurotiomycetes; Eurotiales; Aspergillaceae.